Molecule: messenger RNA, 1507 nt
Organism: Malaya genurostris
Lineage: Eukaryota; Metazoa; Arthropoda; Insecta; Diptera; Culicidae
Gene: Rpt2
Product: 26S proteasome regulatory subunit 4
Exons: 2
Coding region: 105-1421 (438 amino acids)
Biological process (GO): proteasome-mediated ubiquitin-dependent protein catabolic process
Cellular component (GO): proteasome regulatory particle, base subcomplex
Molecular function (GO): proteasome-activating activity; ATP hydrolysis activity; ATP binding
Source: RefSeq, a predicted model, not a curated record
AUCGACAUGUUGCGAGGUUAUGUCAAAUUGGUGUGAAACAGCUUAGAGUUUACAUUUCUUGAAAGUCAUCAUUUCUGAAGAAAGUUUCGAUUGAGUGAUUUGAGAUGGGACAAAACCAAUCAGCCGGAAGUGGCAGCGAUAAGAAGGAUGACAAGGAUAAAAAGAAAAAGUAUGAACCUCCGAUUCCAACGCGCGUUGGAAAGAAGAAGCGCAAAGCAAAAGGUCCGGAUGCUGCUAUGAAACUGCCCCAAGUUACUCCUCAUACGCGAUGUCGUUUGAAAUUGCUGAAGUUGGAACGGAUCAAGGACUAUUUGUUGAUGGAGGAAGAAUUCAUACGGAAUCAAGAACGUCUCAAGCCCCAGGAUGAGAAGAAUGAAGAAGAACGAUCAAAGGUUGACGACCUAAGAGGAACUCCAAUGUCAGUCGGUAAUCUAGAGGAAAUUAUAGAUGAUAAUCAUGCAAUCGUUUCGACCUCGGUUGGCAGUGAGCAUUACGUUAGCAUCCUAUCUUUUGUUGAUAAGGAUCAAUUGGAACCCGGAUGUUCAGUGCUUCUGAAUCAUAAGGUGCACGCUGUUGUGGGUGUUCUUGGUGAUGAUACAGACCCGAUGGUCACUGUGAUGAAGUUGGAAAAAGCGCCACAGGAGACAUAUGCAGACAUUGGUGGAUUAGAUAACCAGAUUCAAGAGAUUAAAGAAUCUGUAGAGCUACCUCUAACGCAUCCCGAAUAUUACGAAGAGAUGGGUAUUAAGCCACCAAAGGGUGUGAUUCUUUAUGGACCGCCCGGUACUGGGAAAACUCUUCUUGCGAAAGCGGUUGCUAAUCAGACUUCAGCUACUUUUCUGCGUGUGGUUGGUUCGGAACUUAUUCAAAAAUAUUUAGGGGAUGGGCCUAAGUUGGUACGAGAGUUGUUCCGGGUGGCAGAAGAACAUGCACCGUCUAUUGUAUUCAUUGACGAAAUCGAUGCAGUUGGUACCAAGCGAUACGAUUCAAAUUCUGGUGGAGAACGUGAAAUCCAGAGAACUAUGCUUGAGCUGUUGAAUCAGUUGGACGGAUUCGAUUCGCGUGGCGAUGUUAAAGUGAUUAUGGCAACUAACCGAAUCGAAACACUCGACCCUGCUCUAAUUCGUCCCGGUCGCAUUGAUCGCAAGAUCGAAUUUCCUCUGCCAGAUGAAAAAACUAAACGUCGUAUUUUCAACAUUCAUACUGCUAGAAUGACACUGGCUGAAGACGUCAAUCUAUCCGAGCUAAUUAUGGCUAAAGAUGAUCUGUCUGGCGCUGAUAUUAAAGCAAUUUGUACCGAGGCAGGUUUAAUGGCACUUCGUGAACGCCGCAUGAAGGUAACCAAUGAGGACUUCAAAAAGUCGAAGGAAAGUGUUCUCUAUCGCAAAAAGGAAGGCACACCGGAAGGUUUGUACUUGUAAGAUCAUAUGAUAAUAUAAGUUUGCUUUACUAGUACCCUAUACAAACUUUUGUGUAAUCAGAAUGGAAUAAUAAAAAAAAGAACGAA